Chironomus riparius is the source of this 1188-nucleotide messenger RNA. NCBI's taxonomy places the organism in Eukaryota, Metazoa, Arthropoda, Insecta, Diptera, Chironomidae. The record is from the annotation of a GenBank genome assembly.
AUGGAAAAAGAAAUUUCUCUCACAUGUAAAUUUAAAAACGAUGAAAAUCUUCUCCAAGAAAAAGAACUGAAUUUUAAUGUAAUGAAAACACUAGGUACCGGCACUUUUGGACGUGUUGUGUUAUGUUCGGAAAGAAGUGAAAAAACUUAUUAUGCUGUUAAGAUUUUACCUAUAAACGAUGUUAUCAAUAAAAAACAGAUAGAGCAUGUAAAAAAUGAAAAGAACGUUCUUCUUGAAAUUAGUCACCCUUUUAUUGUAAAUAUGAAAAGUUUUGCAAGGGAUCAAAGAAAUCUAUACAUGAUAUUUGAGUUUGUAGCAGGUGGUGAGCUUUUUUCUUAUCUGCGUAAAAUGAAAUGCUUCAACACUUUAACAGCAAACUUUUAUGCGAGAGAAAUUAUUCUGCCCAUAGAAUAUUUGCACUCAUUGAAUAUCAUUUAUAGGGAUUUAAAGCCAGAAAAUUUGCUGUUGGAUUCAGAUGGACAUCUGAAAAUUACGGAUUUUGGGUUUUGCAAAAAAUUAAAAGAGCGUACUUGGACAAUAUGUGGAACAAGUGAAUAUUUAGCCCCUGAAAUUAUACAAAAUCGAGGACACAACAAAGGAGUUGAUUUCUGGGCUUUGGGUAUACUUUUAUACGAAAUGUUGGUUGGACGUCCACCUUAUCAUGCUAAUGAUCCGUAUGCAGUGUAUGAUCUUAUUAUUAAUGGAAAAAUUGAUUGGCCAAAAAAUAUUGAUUUAGUGGCAAAGGACUUGAUAAAGAAACUUUUAACUGUAGAUAGAACAAAAAGGUUAGGAUGUAUGAAAAACGGAAUAAGAGAUAUAAAGUUUCAUCGAUUCUUUAAAGAUAUUGUUUGGAGCGACGUUUAUGAUUGCAAAUAUGAUCCACCAAUAAAACCAAAUGUGAGGUCUAUCGAUGACACUAGCAAUUAUGGUGACUAUAAUGAAGAAUAUUUAUAUGAAGAGGCCGAAAAAUGCGAUUAUGAUAUUUUUUGUGAUUUUUAAAUUUUUUGUUUCGCAAAUUUGUUAAAUGGCAAAUUGUAUAUUCUGUUAUAAAUUGUAAUAUAACUAGACACUUUUCAGGAAAAUAGAGGACAUUUCUCUUGUCUCCUAGUUUUAUUCGUUAUCUAAACAAAGACUCUCCUCUGAAACCCCAAACAAGAUUGUUGUUCAAAUUUGCAACUGAUACCCCCC